UGACGGUUUUGACGUCCGGAAUUCAGAAAAAUGUCAAAACAAAAAGUGCUUUUCAUUGGGCUGUUCUAGAAAAAUCUCUGUUCCUGGCCAGAAUGUCCGUGAGACACGAUUGGUAUCAGUCUGACACGAGUGUCGUGGUCACUGUGCUCCUCAAAAAUGCCACAGAAAAGAAUUACAGUGUCAAAAUCGAGGCAGAAACUCUCGAUGUGACUGCAGAUGGAUACUCCCUGCACCUGGAACUCCUCAAUCCCAUCAAUCCUGACCAGUCCAGCCACAAAACCACUCCCAGCAAGAUCGAAAUUGUGCUCAAGAAGGUGACUGGGGAGAGAUGGGACAGUCUACAGAAGACAGAACAACCUGCGAAGCCCGUCCAGCUGCACAAAAGGGAUUGGGAUAGGAUUGCGAAGGAGACUGAGCUCAAAGAAGCCGAGGAGGCAAAGGGCGAAGAAGGUCUCCAGAAUCUUUUUCAGAAGAUCUACGGAGACAGCAGCGAUGAAGUCCGGAAGGCCAUGAAUAAGUCCUUCUCGGAGUCCGGAGGCACAGUUCUCAGCACAAAUUGGGCCGAAGUUGGGGCCAAGAAGGUGGACGUCAAGCCCCCGGACGGAACGGAGUUCAAGAAGUGGGAUGAAUAAGCAAACUUGGCCUUCCUAGACACGCACUAACACCCUGAAUUCAAUUGUAAUCACUUCCUGUUUCAUUGUUUUUCAAUGCUCAUUAAUUCCUUCUCUUUACUCAUUUAUUUGCAUUUCUGUGGAGUUUAUUUGAUUUUAAUUUGGAAAUAAAAGAAUUCGGACGGAGAAA
Molecule: messenger RNA, 801 nt
Organism: Phlebotomus papatasi
Lineage: Eukaryota; Metazoa; Arthropoda; Insecta; Diptera; Psychodidae
Gene: Sgt1
Product: protein SGT1 homolog
Exons: 2
Coding region: 93-632 (179 amino acids)
Biological process (GO): protein stabilization
Molecular function (GO): protein-folding chaperone binding
Source: RefSeq, a predicted model, not a curated record